This is a messenger RNA of Ochotona princeps (American pika), 1568 nucleotides long. It is a transcript of the gene VRK3, whose product is annotated as VRK serine/threonine kinase 3. The transcript has 13 exons. The record is from RefSeq and is a predicted model, not a curated record. Gene Ontology annotation, cellular component: cytoplasm; nucleus. NCBI's taxonomy places the organism in Eukaryota, Metazoa, Chordata, Mammalia, Lagomorpha, Ochotonidae. Bases 144 to 1568 code for a protein of 474 amino acids. Gene Ontology annotation, molecular function: protein serine/threonine kinase activity; ATP binding. Gene Ontology annotation, biological process: peptidyl-serine phosphorylation; signal transduction.
GACCUAAAGGUGUCCCCGCAGAACCCAGGACCCCACCGGGCCUCUCCUCGAGCACAGAGGUGAGGAGAAGGCGAGGCGGAGCGGCGGGCACGCUCGGCCGGGAGGCCUCCUGCCGUGGCGUGGACACGACCCUCGGUGGCGGCAUGAUCUGCUUCUGCCCAGAAUGUGGCAAGAGCAUUGAAGCCUCGUUCAAAUUCUGCCCUUACUGUGGGAAGCCCGUGCCUACAGAGGAGCAUGUGGAGCCCCAGAACCGUGUCAGGGCACGCGUGCAGCCCUGCCGAGGGUCCAGGACCGAGUCGAGCUCCAGUUCCCACCUCUCUCCCAAGAAAGUGAAGUGGUCCAGCCCUGGUACCUCGCCCCACGCCUCCCUCCUAUCAGACGGGGGCAAAUCCGUGUCUGAAGAUACUGAUGGCUCCUCAGAGAAACCCAAAGGGUCCCGGAGCAAAUCCCUGACUCCCAAGAGCAGCCCACAGGCGACUAGGCAGAGCCCUCAGACGGUGAAGCGGAGCCGGGUGACCGCAUCACUCAAGGCUUUGCCUGCGGGGACAGUGCUGACGGACAAGAAUGGGCAGCACUGGAAGCUAGGCGCCCUCCAGACCAAGGAUGACCAGGGCAUCCUCUAUGAAGCUGAGCCCACCUCUGGCCUCAAGAAUACCCAGCAACAUGGAUUCUCACUCAAACUGGAUGCCAAGGACGGACGCCUGUUCAACGAGCAGAACUUCUUCCAGCGGGCCGCCAAGCCUCUGCAAGUGAACAAGUGGAAGAAGUUGAGAUCAAACCCCCUCCUGGCAGUCCCCACCUGUGUGGGUUUUGGCAUUCACCAGGACAAGUACAGGUUCUUGGUGUUUCCCAGCCUGGGGAGGAGCCUCCAGGCGGCCCUAGAAGAUGCCCCACAGCAUGUGGUGUCGGACAGGUGUGUGCUGCAGGUGGCCUGCCGGCUGCUGGAUGCCCUGGAGUUCCUCCAUGAGAACGAGUACGUCCAUGGCAACGUGACGGCUGCGAGCGUCUUUGUGAGCCCACAUGACCUGAGCCAGGUGACCCUGGGGGGCUACGGCUUCACCUACCGCUACUGCCCAGAGGGCAGGCACGUGGCCUACGUGGAAGGCAGCAGGAGUCCACAUGAGGGGGACCUCGAGUUCAUUAGCAUGGAUCUGCACAAGGGCUGCGGGCCCUCCCGCCGCAGUGACCUGCAGGCCCUAGGCUACUGCAUGCUGAAGUGGCUGUACGGGGUCCUGCCGUGGACAAGCUGCCUGCCCAACACCGAGGAUAUCAUGAAGCAGAAACAGAAGUUUCUUGACAACCCGGAGAGCCUGGCAGGACUGCGUGGUCCCUUGAUCCGGCCCUCAGGUACAUCAGGAAGAGGGGUGCGCAUGGGACAGCGACCUGGUCCUCCUUCCUCAGGGAUCAUGUCAACCACAGAGGCCCUGCAGGAGUACCUAAAGGUGGUCAUGGCCCUCAAGUACGAGGAGAAGCCGCCCUAUGCCUCGCUGAGGAAGCAUCUGGAAGCUCCGCUGAAGGACCUGUGUGUGUCGCCCUAUGACCCCCUGGACCUCCCGAUGGUGCCAUAG